AUGGAUACCGGCUCAUUUCUGGCCAUCGAAUUGAUCCAUGGCGUCGGCUUUGACCUGCACAUUCCAGUGCGACAGCCGUCGCUUCUCAGCAACAAUAGACGAGUCGAGGAACGAGUGGAGGCAACGACAAAGACACCACAGGCUCAAGUGCAGUCCCCCCUUCCUCGUCUGCCAGCACAACCUUUUUCGACUCAAACAGCGCGAUUAAACCGCUUUAGGAUCGCUAUGGCUAUUGCCAAGCCGUUGGCGCACACCCCCAUCGUCAAGCCUGAGCCCCCGCAGCACAAGCGAGGCCGCAGCCUGAUGUUCCUAGCUCACCACGGCGGCAUCGAUCUGACCCAGACUCCAUCAGCGUCCAGACACUCCAAGCACAAACACCAUAAGCACAAGCAUGACCAUCACUCGGAUCACAAGCACCGCCGGCAUCGUAUGCCGGUUUCGGCCACGCCCGUGUACGACCAGUGCCUCGAGGAAGCGAUGAAGCUCAAGACGCGCAUCCUCAUCGAGCACCGGGAGCGUCCCACGCGAUUCAGCCUAAGUGUCAUGAAGCGCGUCGUCAUCCCGCCCGUAAGCAUUCCGAAGAAGCUCGCGGUGCGACGAGGAAGCAAAGACCUCGUGUCUGGCAAGCGCGUGCCGUUCACAAAGGCCAUGUGGGAGGCUCAGAAGCGCACAUACAGAAAGACACACGGCCUGUCGGUUAUUCACGAGCGAUAG
Molecule: messenger RNA, 714 nt
Organism: Phytophthora nicotianae INRA-310
Lineage: Eukaryota; Oomycota; Peronosporomycetes; Peronosporales; Peronosporaceae
Exons: 1
Coding region: 1-714 (237 amino acids)
Source: RefSeq, a predicted model, not a curated record